GCAGGGCUGCUGUGCCCGUGCGGCUUGCUGGGAGGCAGGUGAUGUCACUGGUGGCGUGUUGGAAGUGGUGUGGUCAGGUGCUAUCGCGCUGAGAUGCUGUGCCCAGAGGAAUCAGCUGCCCUGGCAGAUGAGGACCUGUUUGACUUCCUCCUGAAGGAUGAUGCUCUCUGCCCUGAAAUCCCAGGGGAGGAGAACAGUCUGCUGGAAGACUGGGGCCUGCCAGACCCUGAGUUCCUGAACAAGGAGAUGGAUGACUUCGUCAGCUCCCUGCUGAGCCCCUUUGAAGAUGAACCAGGCACGCUGCAGGGUUAUUCACCUGCUGACAGUGACAGCAGCAUUUCUGAGGAUCAGAAUCUGUCCCAUAGCCCUGGCAGUGACUUUGCCAGCAGCCCUUGGAGCUCAGACAUUGUGCAGUUUGAUCAUAACUAUUCCCUCCAUCGGGAUUGGCCUGUGCUUGAAAGUGUGAGGUCUGAAAUGGCAGAAGGAGAUGUUUCCAUUGACCUUGAGACAUGGACAGGUUUGGAAGGCACAAGUGAGGCACUGGAACAGAGCUCCAGUUUCCUCAUUGCUGUUGCUGUGGACACUGGACCCCAGCUUGUGCCCGGAGCCACUGUGCAGUCUGACUUCCCAGAGCUGGUCCUGACAGAGGAAGAGAGGCAGCUCCUGGAGAAAGAAGGUGUUUCAUUACCAACCUGUCUGCCACUGACCAAAGCUGAAGAGCGGCUUCUGAAGAAAGUGCAUCGAAAGAUCCGAAACAAGCAGUCAGCCCAGGAUAGUCGUCGCGGGAAGAUCUACGUGGACGGCCUGGAAAACAGGGUGGCAGCCUGCAUGGCUCAGAACCAUGAGCUGCAGAAGAAGGUGCAGCUGCUGCAGAAGCAGAACAUGUCACUGCUUGAGCAGCUGUGGAAACUGCAGGCCUUGGUGAGACAGUCCGCCACCAAAACUACCACAGCAAGCACCUGCAUCAUGGUCCUGGUUCUGUCCUUCUGCCUCAUUCUCUCCCCCAGCCUCUACUCAUUUGGGAGCAGAGCGCUACAGCCAGAGCUCAGAGGGGCUGAGCCUUUCAUCUCCCACAGCCCUGGGAGCGGGGCUUCUGGUCCAUGCCUCAGGGAGAGAAGGCAUGCCUUGAACUGGACUGCUGAGGGGGCAUGGAGCAGAGAACAGCAGAGUUGUUUGCUCUUCUGAAGGCUUUCCUGGCUGCAGGCUGGUUUCAAAGCUAUGUCCUCAUGCGCCCAAGCUUUGCUGUGCUGCCUGGUGAGGCAGUCAGCUGGCUCUGGUUGCACCCCAGGUCUGUGCAGAAACACUUUGAGCUGGCAAGUGGUCUUUCCUGGAGUGCAGCUUAGUGGUACUUGUUGAACAUCUCUCCUUGUCCUACUUCAGAUCUACACUGGUGAGGACAUUUCCUUAUUAAUGACGUGUAAAUAAAUAUUAAUGAUGCGUAAAUAAAAUGUGCCCUCUGUGCAACUGGGCCCCCCGUGGUUGUUUUGGUGCAGGGCUGGUCUGGCCAGUGGAGGCUAGGGGCUGCACCAGGGGCUGGGAGCAUUGUGAGAGGAACCCAGUGGAGGCUGGGGUGUGACCCCCCCUUGCAGCCUAACGAAGGGGAGUAGGUGCUGCCUUCCCUUCCCAUGGCUGCAGCUGUGCAGAGAGGCUUGUUGAGUUUGCUGGGCAGUGCUCUGCUCUCACCCCUCUUCAAGGGUGUGCCAACACCCUUGAAACACUUUUGGAGACAAAUGGAUGUUGUGAGCACCCAGCACCCAUGUGUGACCUGUGCAUGCUGAAGCUGCUGGUGCAAUGGAAGCGAGCAGCUUCCCUUGUAGGAAGCGUGAGGAGCUAGUGUCUGUCCCCACUGCUGCUUUCAUAACAGGGAACUGCACAAUUGCAGGAAACGGCGCAGAGCCAGGGUGGUGAAACAGUCCAGUCCCUUCAGCGGGGGACUGCGGGGAGGGCUCUGUCUGCUGGGUGGUUGCUAAAUCAGGGCUGUGCCCUGUGUUUGUUUGGGAUCACUGGAUCCACAGGAGGCACUAGCAGACUCUGAGCUCAGACUGCUGAACCCAGCGCAGGGUUUGGGGGCAUGGGAACCCAGUGAGGUGAUGGGUGCAAGCAGCACUGUGCUUGCAACCCACCCAGGAAGCAAAGGGCGCUUGUGCAAACAGAUGAGAUGUAAAAUUGAGCACUGUGUCUCUGCCCGUGGAGGAGAGACAGCCACAGAGUGGCUCACCCAUGGGCCAUGUCUCAGGACAGGCAACGGCAUGCUUGUAACAGGAUCAAGUUGCAGCUCUGCUCUGCCCAGGAAGGGCAGCCUGUGAGCAUCCCCAGGGAACCACUGAACCUUUUUCCCCAGGAGCCGUGUGGUGGCAGGAAGGUCUAGGACCCUGUCCUUGCUUUUGUUUCAUUUUUUGCAGUUCAAGGCCAGGGUACAUAAUGCCACUGAUGUCACCUGGAGUCCCUGGCCCAGCGCUAAUUAAUAUCUGUAUGAGUCAUCUGAAAUAAAACACAGUGGUGGUGCCAGCAACACAGGGAGUGGCCACUGGUGCUGAUGUUUGGCCGGGGUGACGGGGUCAGCACCAUGCUCUGCAGCAGUCUGGCUUGCUUGCCCAAAUGUCAGAAGGGGAGAUAGCUCUGGGAGAGCGGGCAGGGAGCCAGGCAAGCACAGCGGGCUCUUCGCUCCUGCCGCUAGGCACUGCCCGCACGAGCCAGCACAGCCCUUCCAUGUGGAAAGACUGUGGCAGAGGCUGGGAUAUCUCAGAGCCCAGAGCUGGUCCCGGUACUGCACUGGGAGUUUUGGGGACGGUUGCUUUGCGAUCUCAGCCCGUGCUGUCCCAGGGCUGCUAUUUUUCAUCGCUUUCUGUGUUCUUGCACCAGUCCCACAGUAAGUGGCUCUGAGCCAGCAAGAGGAAGGAAGCCCAGCCUGGGUCUCACGCCUUGGGUUAAGGGGGAGUGAUGAUAAAAAUGCCCAGAAUGAGUCCUUUGGCUGAGGAGGCUCAUACCUUGUUUCCAUCAGGCAGAGGAACAGGAGGAGACUGGUAUUUCUGUGACCCUCCUCCUCCUUGCUGCAGACCGUUCAUGACAUCUUUUUUCCUUGCAUGCUGCAGGGAUCAGAGCACAUGCCAUCUGUGCAUCGUGCACUGCCUGCACGCACACACGGCCCCCACGUUCUGGCUUAGGUUGAUGUUACAGUCCCUGCUUGCCCUUCCAGCUGCGUUCCCUCUGUUAUUCCUGAGGUUGACCCACAUCCCAUGUGUGUCCCCUGGCAGGUGCCUGCAUCAGCAGCAUGGGAGCAUGCCAAUGGACCAGAAACACGAGCCUUUCAGGGCAAAACAUUCUGCUCAGCCCUUGGCAAGUCCCAUACAGGUGUUGCCGAAUGGAAA
Aquila chrysaetos chrysaetos is the source of this 3368-nucleotide messenger RNA. Its product is annotated as cyclic AMP-responsive element-binding protein 3-like. The transcript is spliced from 11 exons. NCBI's taxonomy places the organism in Eukaryota, Metazoa, Chordata, Aves, Accipitriformes, Accipitridae. Gene Ontology annotation, molecular function: RNA polymerase II cis-regulatory region sequence-specific DNA binding; DNA-binding transcription factor activity, RNA polymerase II-specific. Gene Ontology annotation, biological process: regulation of transcription by RNA polymerase II. Bases 94 to 1185 code for a protein of 363 amino acids. Gene Ontology annotation, cellular component: nucleus. The record is from RefSeq and is a predicted model, not a curated record.